Siniperca chuatsi (mandarin fish) is the source of this 3641-nucleotide messenger RNA. RefSeq names its product protocadherin alpha-8-like. The record is from RefSeq and is a predicted model, not a curated record. Gene Ontology annotation, biological process: homophilic cell-cell adhesion. Lineage: Eukaryota; Metazoa; Chordata; Actinopteri; Centrarchiformes; Sinipercidae. Gene Ontology annotation, cellular component: plasma membrane. Gene Ontology annotation, molecular function: calcium ion binding.
AAUUGUGAGGUGUCUAAAUGUAUUGUUUAUUUACUAAACAUAUCAACUAUGCCUCCCUCUGUAAUGUUUUGCAUAGCAUGGCAAAGGAUUUGUUGACACCCCUGGUUCCAUCUGGCUAUUAGACCUUAUGUCCCUUUAGGAUUUGUAGCUAGAGUAAGAGAGGGUAAUUUAGGUUGACAUAUAGUUGACAAUAGUAAAAUAGCACUAUAUUUGUAAAAUUUCGUAGUCACUUACUUUGUCAAUACAUUCAUCUACUUUAUCAGAGCAAUUCUGACUUCAUGCCCAGUUUGACAUACUGCACUCCGUUGGGCAGUGAUAUGAACAAUGCGUGUAGCUCUUUUAUUUUGCUGUGUUAUUUUGUUGUUGUUUAAUGUUGAUUUCAUACCUUGUUUAAUUGUACCCUCUUACAACCUUCUUCCAUUUUUUUACACUAGCUUGAUAAUUUCAAAUUGCUGAAGAGCAAAUGAAAGGUGACUUAUGUCCCUGGGGAGUGUGCCCUUUCAAUACUUUUUCACUUAGCCAUGAACAACUCACAUUGAAAAGGAUAUUCCAUUCCGUAUUGCAAGUACAGUAAGGCAUUGUGGAAAAAAACUACUCAAGUCGACUCAGCAUUUUUAAAGAACCUGAAAAUGUGUGAUAAUGACUUAAUUGAAUGGGUAAACUGAACUGCAACACGUCGCAAUCGCUGUCCCUGGUGCUGAAAGUGUUUGGCUUAAUUUUCUUAUACUAAAAUCGCUAUCACAGUGUCUUAAUUCAUGAGGUAAUAAUCAUAGUUUAUAAUAAAUAUUCACUAGGAUUAUGUACGAUCUUAAAAACAUAUUUGUUUUCUACCAUUUUGAAGGCGGUUUUUUGGUCGCUUGUUUACAGACUCAGCAGCGUCCUGAGCUCUUUCCAUACACUCGACUAAUUGCUCAGAGAUUAUCUAAGGCUAAAAACAAAACUACCAUUGAUCUAAUAUGCAGUACAUCCUCAGAAAAUCUGCAGUGAGAAAUAAGAUCGCAUGGUGUCAGUGCAAUGUAAAAAGUCAGCGUUACAUGAGCUUGUCGUCAUUGCUAUUUGGUUCUACCUCCUGACAACAUUCUUACUUCAAUACUGGAAGGAUCGUUUCUGUGCUUAUUUGUGUACAUGGUCGGUUUUCCCCAAUUUCUGGAUGUAUAGGAAGUGAAUGAAUAAAGACAGGAAAGGGUUGGAUUCUGCCUUUACAACCAAUUUAUUGUCCUUGUGAUGGAUUACUGAUUAUUUCGGGUUUAACCAUGGAACAAAGAAAAUGCGAGCCAGGAAGGGUGAGAGGAUGUUUGGUCGGCUGCGUGGUUGCUUUGCUUUUGUGGAGAGUGGCCUCGGCGCAAAUACGUUACUCCAUCUCUGAGGAAGUAAACGAAGGAACUGUGGUUGGAAAUAUAGCAAAAGAUCUGGGAUUAGAUAAAAGCACUUUGAAAGAAAGAAAGUAUCGUAUUGUGUCCAGUACUGCGGAUCCCCUUUUUCAUGUAAAUCAAAACGAUGGCAUCCUGUAUGUGAGCCGAAAGAUUGACAGAGAAGAGGUGUGCGCGCAGAGCAGUACGUGUUUGAUAAAUCUGAAAACGGUGCUAGAAAGUCCACUGGAGGUGCACUACGUUGGAGUGGAAGUGCUGGAUGUAAAUGACCAUUCUCCCAGUUUCUCAGAGAAAGAGACAACGUUGGAGAUUUCAGAGUCCGUGUUGCCCGGAGCGCGAUUUCAGCUGAAAGCCUCGCGGGAUCCAGACAGUGGUCAUUUCUCGGUGCAGCAAUAUAAACUUAGCCACAACGAUCAUUUGCGUUUGGAAAUGAAAGAUAAAGGAGAAGAUGGUAAAAUACCAAUAUUGGUUGUUCAAAAAUCUUUAGACAGGGAAUCUGCAGGAAGCCACUCAUUACUACUGACCGCACUGGAUGGAGGGAAACCUCCGAAAUCUGGGGAAAUGAAUAUUCUAGUAAAUGUUUUAGAUGUUAAUGAUAACGUACCUGUUUUCACUCAGGAUGUUUAUUCUGUGACGCUCAAUGAAAAUGCUCCAGUAGGUACAACAGUCAUACAAGUGAAUGCAACUGAUUUAGACGACGGUCCAAACGGAGAUGUGAUUUACUCAUUUAGCAAGAGUAUGAAUCAAAAUACUUUAAAUCUUUUUGAUAUCAAUCUAUUAACAGGCGAGAUAACUGUUAAGGGUUUAAUAGAUUAUGAGGAGAAAGACAAAUAUGAAAUUGAAAUUCAAGCAUCAGACAAAGGUCUUGCUCCGCUAACUACAGAGAAAAGUGUCACUAUAAAGAUAGUUGACGUUAAUGAUAACGCACCUGAGAUUGAAGUUACCUCAUUUUCAAGCUCCAUCCCUGAAGAUUCCAGACCUGGAACUACAGUUGCCCUUAUCAGUGUAAAUGACUUGGACUCUGGUCUCAAUGGGAAAGUUAUUUGCUCCAUAGGUGAGGAUGUUCCUUUUGCUUUAUCACCAGCCUUACAGGACAAAAUGUAUUCAUUAGUCACCAAAUCGCCUCUGGACAGAGAGAAACAGUCACAGUAUAUCAUAACAGUAGUUGCAAGAGACGCUGGUCAACCUCCAUUAUCAUCUGAAAAGACAAUAAGCGUUGUGGUGUCAGAUGUGAAUGACAACAGUCCAGAGUUUUCACUGAGCCCCUAUACUUUCUAUGUCACCGAGGGUAACGAUCCAGGAGCAUCUGUGUUUUCAGUAAAAGCUUUUGAUCGUGAUGAGAACGACAAUGCUCUUAUUUCAUAUCAUAUUUUCAGAGAUAGAACCGAAGAAAAUAAAUUGACGUCAUAUCUCAACAUCAAUAAUGAAAAUGGAGAUAUUUUCGCGCUAAAAAGUUUUGACUUUGAAACUCUGAAAACGUUCCAGUUCCAAGUUGUUGCCACAGAUUCUGGAACUCCGUCACUAAGCAGCAACGUCACAGUGAACGUGUUCAUUCUGGAUCAGAACGACAACGCUCCAGUCAUCCUGUAUCCAGUCAGCUCUAACGGCUCUGCUGAAGGUGUGGAGGAGAUUCGCAAUGUGAACGCAGGACACUUGGUGACUAAAGUCAGAGCCUAUGACGCUGAUAUAGGAUAUAACGGCUGGUUGCUGUUUUCACUGCAGGAAGUUACUGACCACAGUCUCUUUGGUUUGGACCGCUAUACAGGACAGAUCAGAACACUUCGCUCCUUCACAGAGACAGACGAGGCUGAGCAUAAACUGGUCAUACUGGUGAAAGACAAUGGGAACGUUUCACUCUCAGCAACAGCUACUGUGAUUGUCAAACUGGUGGAGCCCAAAGAGGCUUUUGCAGCUUCUGAUGUUAAAAGUGCAGCAAAAGAUGAGGAGGGGAUUGAUGUGACUUUUUACCUGAUGAUAACUUUGGGCUCAGUUUCUGUGCUUUUCCUCAUCAGCAUCAUCGUGCUGAUUGCAAUGCAGUGCUCCAAAACCACAGACUAUACUUCUAAAUAUCUACAAGAGACUAAUUAUGACGGGACACUGUGUCACAGCAUCCAGUACAGAUCUGGAGACAAACGGUACAUGUUGGUUGGACCCAGAAUGAGUAUAGGAUCUACUAUAGUCCCUGGCAGCCAUGCAAAUACACUAGUGCUCCCUGACAGGAGACAGGCAUCUGGAGAGGUAAGGCAUUUCAAUUGAAGCUUUUUCCACCCU